Spirometra erinaceieuropaei is the source of this 6883-nucleotide messenger RNA. NCBI's taxonomy places the organism in Eukaryota, Metazoa, Platyhelminthes, Cestoda, Diphyllobothriidea, Diphyllobothriidae. The record is from the annotation of a GenBank genome assembly.
AUGGAUUACGAUUUCGGCGAUCACUUUGACCACGAUGACAAAGACGACUGGAACAACGACAAUGGAAUGUGAGUACUCUUUUGCAUUAACUCGAGGUACUGACACAUAAUGUAUCAUGCGCAGAAACAGCAUAACCUUGUUCAAAGUUCCAGGGCACAGUGUAAAAACCGAUUAAAAAGCAAAAGCUAGUGCAGAUUGGUUGGUACCGACAAGGACGUAGGAGACGGGAGUGGCAAUUUCAGGCCUAAUAGCCAUCGUCAGCAAGUCUUACCUUACUUUGGGUUUGGGAGCAUUAAAAACGUAACACAGGGUUUUUGGUUAUUAAGAGCUAAUAAUUCUGACGGUCCAACCACUCAUUUACAAGACAGAUGUCCUGUUGGCCGCGAUCAGGCGAAGUGACUACGGUUUGAAAUUCAGGUGCCCCCAAACCUGUGAUUGGGUAAGGCUGACUGACUGAAUACGUCAGAAAUGCUCAUCUCGAAGUCUCCUAUUUUGUUCUGUACAAUACACACCAACAUGUACUAGUAGUCUUCAUGCGACUGCCUGUGUGAGGUCCGGAGCGAAACUCAGAACAUAACAGCACGAGCAACUGUUCCGUUAAAAGCUGGAAUUUUGUGAACUUCAAUUUAGGAGGGUUUGAAAUUUUAAACCCCAAAAGAUAGAAUUUGUUUACAAACCCCUGUUCGAAUUAGGAUCGACAUAUGGCCGACAUGAUUGCGAAGAAUUGGGGAAGCAGCUAGAAAAAGUAACUGCGCAUUUUCCAUGAAGGAUUACAUUGACAAUGUAUUUGUCGGUCAUUUUACGGAACAUACUAUUUCACCGUUGCGCCCUGGGGCUCAGUCGGUAGCCCAAACCGGCAGUCGCACAGGAACCGCAAAUAUAUGAUUAAAGAGAAGCCAAAUACGACAGGGCAGACGGGGCUAACGAUUUCUGAUUCGUUGGAGACCUAUAACCGAUUCCAGGUUUUGUAUGAUCCGGGAUCUUAGUGCCAUUGCAGCCAGUACGACGGCAGAUUUCUGACUAAACUGCAGCGAGUUUAACUUAAAAAGGAUAGGCGACCAGGGAUGCUGGGCUCAAAUCCCAGCCCCUGCAGACUAGCGGUUGGUAAGACUGACUAUUGAAGACUAACAUAAUUGAAAAAGCUCAACCUCAGACUCUCUUUUCUAUGCCGAUGCUCCUCUUAUAAAUAUUGAGCUAUACGUAUUGUAGGCGGUGUCAUCGCGAGAGCCCUGAACCGAGAUGAUGGCCUCAUGAUUAAAAAAAGGAGCAGAGAGAUGGGCAUUUCCCGCUUAUUUGCCUUGAUCAGCCAGUCAGAAUGCAACUCAAAGUUGUGGAGCACACACGCGAACUCCCAGAAAAGGAGCCCCAAGCAACGUGCUCAUCACUGCAUAAUCGGGUUUCGUUAGGUCCACUGACGGCGGUGAUCUCUAGUCACAUGAUUAAGUUGCGUGACCCAAGCUGGAGAUGAAAACCACGCUGCCUCGACGCAGAGGCCCACAUCUCAAAAAGGUAGUUGCAGGGCAACUGCAAAUUAUCAGUCGACACGUCUUCAUUGACAAGACUGAGGAUGCGAAUGUCCUUUUUAUGACUUAUCUGUCGUCAUACGACAGAGAUAUUAUAACCCCAGGACUACACGCCGGCGGUCUUAAUUCCAAUCAUGCGCUUAUUCGGCAGCAGCCUAGCUAGUGCACUCCAGGCUCCAGAUAGCACCGAAUGCAAUCGCGAAUACUCCUUGGCAUAACAAUGCCAUACAACGGCCAAGCCUCAGUGUUGGCUAGUCGUCUAGGCCUUGUCAUCGUGGACUGAUGACGAAGAACUUCAGAGGACCGUCAUAAUCCUUAGUUCUAUUUCACAGUCAGGUUGGACUGGCGUAUAACUCUUCGGGUACUGUGUGCGAUGUAUGAAAGAAAGGGUGAAAUGCUGAACACAUUUAAGAUGCUAAAACGUCAUGUCUUAGUUGUAGUACAACAUGUAUUUUUGCAUUUCCAAAUCCUUGUAGGUUGUACGUUGCCGGAGUGGCAUUGUUGUGCUUUGGUGUAUUAUUUGUCCUUAUUGGUGGAAUCUGCGUCUCCUGCGCCUGCUGUUCUCGUGAGGCCGCGCAUAGAGAUAGAGAAUUUUCGACCGAAACUCUACAGCAGGUAACUGUUUGUCCUUAUGCGGAGCGCACUUCAAAGGGUUUUAAACCCCGAACAACUGCAAUCCCUACCACCAGUUUUUUACUGAGUUUUAAGUUUCCGAAUUAUAGGCUGUUCACCUUUUAGGCGUGUAAAAUUAGUCAGUCAUUCACGCUGUCAGGAUGCCAUGCGAUACAGAAAAUGUGUGCAGUGCAUGUGGACUUUGUUAUGCUAUUCAUAAUGUUCGCUGUCGUCGUGAAUUAAAAGAUACUUUACGCAAAAAAAUGCAUAAAAGCAAGUUUUGUAUGCCCAAAUAGUAAAACAUUGUAUGCACUUAAACGUAUAUGCUUUAAAAAGGAUAUUUUCGGUUUUUUAAAGUUUUCGAAAUAUAAACGUUUUCAGGAAUCUAAAAGUGUCCAUUCAUAAAGUGUCGUAUGUGCCCAUUUAUCAUAGCUGCCUGUUUAAUAAACAAGAUAUUCGGUAUCCAUUUGAGCGUUUCAUGAGACCUGUGUUGCCUUAUUAAAUCACAUGGAAAAGUAGGAUAUGUCGUGAACGAAAAUGUACAGUUUACAGAUUGAAAAUCUUAACCGCAAGUACGAUGAAAAACCAGGCUCAAAACUACUCGGGAUAUUAAUAGUAUUCUAAAGGCAGGCGGCAUCAUUACAAGCGUAAAAUUUAGCAAAAAUGUUACUUCAAUCAAAAGAACAACAAAUGAGCAUUUUCCCAAAACAUAUUUGAAUUUGAAGGGACGUCUAAAAUCAACACAAAAUUUAAUAAAUAUAGGCAGUCAUCUUUGCAAAAUGCAGUUUUUGCAGCUAAGCAAAAGAAAUACUUUCGAGAGCCAGAACCUGUUUUUGAACCACAAGGACGUUGUGAAAUUAGGGGUAACUAUUCUCGCAAUGUAUACCUAGUGCAUAGAGUAGGUGGGAUAACUCAUGAAAUGUCAGUCUAAAUUUCGAAAAGAUUAAUUAAGUAGGGUUGUCAAACUGCUCUUCAUGCAGCACAAUUCUAUAAUAAAUCUGUUACCCCAUGGUGCCAGCUUUCGAAAGAACUUACGUCUGGCCGCAUGCAGAUUCAUUCUCUGCAAAAAUGACCACUUCAGUAGCAUGUAUGUUUCUUGUUGAUUUUUGAAGCCAUGAAUCAUUCAGUUAUAUUUCAUGGAAAAUAUGUAUAAGAAUAUUUACUCUCCUGCUCAUUCAAUAAAAACGACGUAUUCUUUCGAUGUUAUAUUCAAUAGAAGUGUUUGAUUUGGUUUUUGAAAAUUUUCUAAUUAAGAGAUUUUACAUACCGUGAUGGCCGUUCAUAAAACGUCAUGUCUCUGCAUAUACCAAUGUGGUCUGUAAAGUUAACAAUAUGCCUUUAAUCAACUGCUAAAUUCUGUAAGCCCAUACGGUAUUCUCAUAAAAUCGCGGAGAAAUGUAUAGUUUGCCGUAUGCGGAAAAUAUAAGACUUGUAGUUUGGGAACCCUUAAUAAAUGUGUAACGGCAGGUUGCUUUCAAAAUUAUUAGGGAAUUUAAAGUUUUAAUACCACAUUAUACUCUUUCCUGGAGCGUUUACUUGAAACUGAACUUAACUUUCUACCGGAUGAGCAUAAGAAUAAAUAUUUUAUGCAUGCUUUCCAUGAAAUAUAAUCAAAUGUUUAAGGGCAUCGAAAAUCAAUGAGAAAAAACAUGGUACUGAAGUAGUCAUUGUUUGCAGAGGAUGGUUCUUGCAUGCAACCGUCAAGGAGUUUAUUCGAAAGUCGGCACUCUGACGUGACUGAAUUAGUAUAGAAUUACACCGUACGAUGAACAGCUGUACUACCCUACUAAGUUAAUGUUUUCGAAACGAGAACGCAUUUCGAAAUUGGGACCGACAUUUUAUAAGCUAGCCCCCCCUACUGCGUAUCCGUCACUUGGCAGGGUUUAUAAAUCUUCUCAGACGAUUGGCAAGUGGUAUAAGUAUUCGAAACAUAUAUCCCUUGCAUAAGAAAAAGAAUUUACAUCGGUUCGGCAGAUACCCCACUAAACGUAUUUUAACAGGCUAGUACACAUGCCGCUUUAUUCAAGGGAACACAUUGUACGGAUCAGUACCUGUCACAAUUUAUAAUAUUACCCUUUGUCAAUUUAGGCCUAACAAUAAGUGAAAGACACUGAGCAGAUGUUUGCAUUUCGACAAGGCCGGAAAAUGUUUGUACCUGAAAUGGAAAUAUUGAUGCCAUCAAUAAGCCUGUGUUUGGUUUUAUCCAUAAGGUGACGUUCAGUAGGCUUUUAAUAUAAUGCUCAAAAUAGGUCCUCAAAAUUCACAUUUACAUUUAAGUACAUAUUUGUGGGAUGUGGUUCACUAAUGUGAACAUUUAAAUAAAAUAAAAUUCAAUGUAGCAAAAUCCAUCAACUUAAAUUUUCUAGCUUUUGACUUGCCAGCAGUACGUUGUUAAACAAAUCUCUUUGCGCAUUACGUUCAGGAAACGGCUUGCAUUUGUGAAAACGAUAGUCCCCUUAUCAGUUUGAAGUAAUGUAGGCACGUAAAGUCCCAUUUAGUCGAUCUUUAUAAGUUCUAUAAUAAUCAGCUUGAAAAGGAACACACGUUCAUUUACUCAGCAGGUGAGUUUCAAUGCGUGACCUAUCCGAUCAAAGAUCGCAAACUGUGAACUUAAAUCGUUGUAGCGCACGAAACGCACAUCCCGCAACAAAGGAAGUUAUACCGCGCUAAAUGUACGACUUAGCUUCAAAAUAAGGCAUAGUUUAAUCUAUAAAGUAUUAUUUAUUGACUUAAAAAUGAUUUUUUUACGAAAUUUUACCGAAGUAGAAAACCGACUUCAUGACAUGCCAACUAUUUAAGGCCUAACAUACCUGCCAGCGGGGAAGAAAUACGUCGCAAAACGACAAAAUUGAUAGAAAAUACCUAAAUUUUCAACGUUUCAGUACUUCUUUGAUUGUCGUUUAGCUUUCAAAGUUGCCGUACAUCGCCAGGGCAUGGAUACUACCAAGUUGUCUAAGGCGGUUUGGUCUAUAUAAUUGUAAAGCUAAAAAUUCAAGCUUCUGCUCCACAGAAAGAUGUCUUCACACUUUGUCUUAAUUUCUUUUGAAUAGUGCAAAAAGAUUUUUAAUGAAAUUUAGCCCAGGGCUGUUGGCCGGAAUAAAAAUGCUUUGAAGGCCAGGCAGAGGGGCUGAUUGUGAUCUAAAAUAUCAGACUAUAGUCGUGAGCUUAAUUAGAAUCAUACCUUCUUUGAAAAAUGGACAGGAGCAUUAUCCUCCAAAAUUAGUGCCCAUUCGACGCUUACAGAUGCCGUUGUAAUUGAGGGCAUCUUUUACGAUGUCGAUGAACACCUUGCUAUUUAUCCUCUCUGCUGUUGAACGCCAGACUGGUCGCUCUCCGAAUUUGAUGGCCAUCCAAACCAUCAGGCGUCGACAGAUCUUGAUGGGAGUUUCUUCCCACAUAUGACUCCCUUGGCCGAAUUCGGAGGUUUGUCUAGAAGUAGGACCUCAUAACAAACACCAACGCUUUUCCCGAAGAAAUGUCUGUGAUCAACAUAUUUUUGAGCAAACAAAAAAUGUUCUGAAACAAGUUUUCUAGUAAAAAAUGAGCUUUGUAUUAGCGUGUUGGUGAUGAAGACUAAACAUUUUAAUUUUAUUUCUAAUUGUGCGCAAAGAAAACAUUCACAGAUGUUCUCUAUAAAUAGCGUCAAAAGGCAACUUAUGAUAGUUUUUUAGUGUCCGACGAAGGAAAUCGCAAUCAUGCUUGCUUGCUUGUGAACCGUUUAGGCUCACCUUGCGUAGUUCUAGGCCCUGUUUUAUCAUUCAUAAUUCUCCAGAGAGCGACUUGGCUAAUAUUGAAAGUACUAGCUAGCGACUGAUGUGGCAGCCGUUCGGCUGCCAGUUUUCGUAUCUGCUCAAACUCAAAUUUCGAUAGGAACUAAUUGGACAUCUUUGCUGCAAGGCGUGGCAAAGAAACUUGGCAGCAUGUAACGCACGAUCUACAUAUAAGUGUUUUUUGCCUACUAUUUCCCGGUACAGUAAAGCACACAAAGUCGAACAAUCUUAUGUCAGCGUUAACGAAGUGACACGUUACAGUUUUGUUAAAUUUAAUUUAGGAACAGCAAUUAACUUUUUGGUUUUUAGAAAUAAUGUGUUUUUACAUACCUUCCUUGAUUUUCGUGAACUUAAAAUUACGAUUUUUAUUUCCAGUACGCUCUUUGAUAUUUUUUCUUGCAACAUGAACUUUUACUUAUAACGCAACGCGUGUAAAUAAGAGGUUUUAAUAGGGAAUAUAUAUAAGAAUAUGAAAGCAAGCGCAUGUCUGAAGACGUCAAAAAUUUCCUAAUUAGGGUCCGUUUUUGCUCACUAAAAACUGUAUCAGCAUGGCCUCUUCAUUAGAAAAGGGCUUUUUAGGAUUUCAAUCAAUUCUUAAAACAAAAAUAACCGCAAAAUAUAUUGCAUUCCAUCAACUCAAUUAAUGAUCCCGCAAUUUCAUUAGUUAGGUCAUUAACGUCUAGAUAAGGAAGAUGCAAUAACUGGGAAAACAUUUUUUAUUCAUAAAAUUCGCCUAUUUACGCAUAACUUUAGCCAACCCAGCAGCCUCAGCCGCAGUACCCGCCUCAACCGCAGUACCAACCUCAACCGCAGUACCCGCUCCAACCUCAAAAUCCACCUCCUGCCGCCACUCAACUGCCUUACCCCCAGCAACCGCCGUCUUACGAACAGGUCGUGAACAUUCAACAAAACCCUGCUUAUCCGACCGCACCCUCUGCUCCGGCAGCAGAAGAAAUCAAAAAAGCGGCAUACGAAUAA